UUCUUCUUCACCUUCUUCUUCUCCUUCUUUUCUUUCGUAUUCUUUCUCAUAAUCUUUCCUCUUGUUCUUUGAAUCCUCAUCAUUCCCUUCCUCCCAGCUCGCUGGGCUGGCCGAUCGAUCACUAAGUGACGUGCGUCAAUCAAUCUUUCACCAGCAGCACUGUACUUCGAAUAUCAAGGUCAUGGCGAUUGUCAUUCAUUACAUUGCGUACGCCUUAGGCAGACUGCUUUAUCCCAUUCGUGGCCAUGAUUCUAGGCAGAUAAUCAAUAGUCCUGCGUUCGUCGACCUUCCAGAAGAAAGCAUCAUCCUAGAGGCGUCUGAGUGCGGUCAUUCCGGCUCUUCGCUGGAACCCCAGCAUACCUGUCUUGCUGAGGAUGGCAGAGGCAGACUCCCAGAGCUAUCCUGGAAAACUCCUUCCGACAUCGAAGUCAAGGAAUACAUUGUGACUUGCGAGGACCUUGAUGCCCCUAUUCCGUUAUAUAUCAUUACUCAUGGCCUCUUCUUUGGAAUUCCAGCUACGGUCACCAAAAUAUUCCAUGACGAUAUUGAACACGACAAAGACUCUGCUGGACGACGCACUCUGUCCGGCUGGGGGUACAUUCCCAACAUGCUCGGUACCCCAUACAUCGGUGCUGCCGCUCCCUUGGGUCACGGAGCCCACCGUUACGUCUUUACCGUUAUUGCUCUGAACGAGUCUCUUCAUUUUGACCAUCCAGAGCGAGUCAGCAAGAGCCAGAUUAAGGAAGCAAUAGUUGGCAAAGUUACUGGAUGGGGUCAGUGGAUCGGAACCUUCGAGCGCCCUUGGCCACAUAAAUGACCAGUAUUCUUCCUUUUAUGAUAGCUUAUGAAGGGCCAGGCUCGAGAGAUAUUCAAUCAAAUGGAGACUGGAACACCAAUCAGGGAGUUGUUUAUUCUUUCUUUUUCAUCUUUUUGUGCGCCUUUAAUCACCCUCUGCGUCUUCCAUCCCUAGGCUAACAUGUAUUUCUCUAUUGACUCGCAAAGAAAGAAGAAAAAGAGCGUGAAACUGAUUACUAUUCCCU
This is a messenger RNA of Aspergillus ochraceoroseus IBT 24754, 1040 nucleotides long. RefSeq names its product YbhB/YbcL family Raf kinase inhibitor-like protein. The transcript has a single exon. The coding region runs from base 182 to 817 and encodes 211 amino acids. The record is from RefSeq and is a predicted model, not a curated record. Lineage: Eukaryota; Fungi; Ascomycota; Eurotiomycetes; Eurotiales; Aspergillaceae.